Molecule: messenger RNA, 531 nt
Organism: Mercurialis annua (annual mercury)
Lineage: Eukaryota; Viridiplantae; Streptophyta; Magnoliopsida; Malpighiales; Euphorbiaceae
Exons: 2
Coding region: 1-531 (176 amino acids)
Source: RefSeq, a predicted model, not a curated record
AUGUUGAAAAAAGUGUUAGAGUCUGUCCAGGAAAACCUGGAUAAAUUGGCCAAUGAAGCAAAAAGAACAAACGACAUGCACGAACAAACAAUGAAAAUCCUAAGGGAUAAUUUCAGUCCAACAGCAACAAGAAGAAGUGGAAGAACCGAAAACGCAAACCCUAGCCGACAAGAGCCAACCAGAGGAAGAAAAAAUGAAAAAGAAAAAUCCGACGAACAAACCCCCGGAGAAACACCCAGAAAUGAGCAGAACCAGGAUGAUGCCCGAAGCGGGCUAAACUCGAAAAGAGAAGAGAGAAGGGAGACAGAAAAAGAAGAUGCCCCACCCAAGAGUAAACGACAGGACAAAGACACAGGGAAAGAGCAGCCGAAGAAAAAACACCAAGAAGGGGAGGACGAGUCCUCAGAAUCGCCCCAAAAGAGCAAAGCCACAUACGUAGUGGAAGAAAAUUUGGAGGAGAAGAUAGCCAAGGCACUCAAGAAACUGAAAUCGGAAGAGCUAGAUAUAGACGACCUCAGGCUGAAGGGAUAA